CGACAGACGGCGGGUGUGUGCGGCGGGUCUGUAUAGACGUGGCCUGGGAGUCAACGCAGGGUGCGAGAGAUCCUGUGGUUUAUCCGCCUGCCCGGUUUCCCGGCGUCCGCUGCAGUAGAAGCCAGACCUCUUGAUCCCGGGCUCUUUAGCUAGGCCCAGACCCCUGGGACGGGCACUGUCAUUUCUACCGUGUCUGACUGUCAAGAACUGGGCUGCGUGACAACCCCGCAGGAAACUAUGACGGUCCCAUUUUACAGGUGGGACCCGAGAGGCUCCCAGAGAUUCUCCAAGAUGUCACUAAGUGCUGUGGAAGUUAAACCAGAGGACUCACCACCACCUCCAUGGCUGCCUCACAAGCUUCACAGACUGUUGCAUCUCACGUUCCUUUUGCAGAUUUAUGUUCUACGUUAGAACGAAUACAGAGAAGUAAAGGACGUGCAGAAAAGAUCAGACACUUCAAGGAAUUUUUAGACUCUUGGAGAAAAUUUCAUGAUGCCCUUCAUAAGAACCAAAAAGAUGUCACAGACUCUUUUUACCCAGCAAUGAGACUUAUUCUUCCUCAGCUAGAAAGAGAGAGAAUGGCCUAUGGAAUCAAAGAAACUAUGCUUGCAAAGCUUUAUAUUGAAUUGCUUAAUUUACCUAGAGAUGGAAAAGAUGCCCUUAAACUUUUAAAUUACAGAACACCGACUGGAAUUCAUGGAGAUACUGGUGAUUUUGCAAUGAUUGCAUACUUUGUGUUGAAACCAAGGUGUUUACAGAAAGGAAGUUUAACUAUACAGCAAGUAAACGACCUUUUAGAUUCAGUUGCCAGCAAUAAUACUGCCAAAAGAAAAGACCUAGUAAAGAAGAGUCUUCUUCAACUUAUAACUCAGAGUUCAGCACUUGAACAAAAGUGGCUUAUACGGAUGAUUGUGAAGGACUUAAAGCUUGGUGUUAGUCAGCAAACUAUAUUUUCUGUUUUUCAUAAUGAUGCUGCUGAGUUGCAUAAUGUCACCACAGAUCUGGAGAAAGUCUGUAGGCAACUGCAUGAUCCUUCUGUAGGACUUAGUGAUAUUUCUAUCACUUUGUUUUCUGCCUUUAAGCCAAUGCUAGCUGCCAUAGCAGAUAUUGAGCGCAUUGAAAAGGACAUGAAACAACAGAGUUUCUACAUUGAAACCAAGCUAGAUGGUGAGCGUAUGCAAAUGCACAAAGAUGGAGACGUAUAUCAGUACUUCUCUCGAAAUGGAUAUAACUAUACUGAUCAGUUCGGUGCUGCUCCACAUGAAGGUUCUCUUACCCCAUUCAUUCAUAAUGCAUUCAAAACAGAUAUACAAAUCUGUAUCCUUGAUGGCGAGAUGAUGGCCUACAACCCUAGUACACAGACUUUUAUGCAGAAGGGGAAUAAGUUUGAUAUUAAAAGAAUGGUAGAAGAUUCUGAUCUGCAGACUUGUUAUUGUGUUUUUGAUGUAUUGAUGGUUAAUAAUAAAAAGCUAGGACAUGAGACUCUGAGAAAGAGGUAUGAGAUUCUUAGUAGUACUCUUACAACAAUUCCUGGUAGAAUAGAAAUAGUGCAGAAAACACAAGCUCAUACUAAGAGUGAAGUGAUCGAUGCCUUAAAUGAAGCAAUAGAUAAAAGAGAAGAGGGAAUCAUGAUAAAACAUCCUCUGUCCAUUUAUAAGCCAGACAAAAGAGGUGAAGGAUGGUUGAAAAUUAAACCAGAGUAUGUCAAUGGACUGAUGGAUGAAUUAGACAUCUUAAUUGUUGGAGGCUAUUGGGGUAAAGGUUCACGGGGCGGAAUGAUGUCUCAUUUUUUGUGUGCAGUAGCAGAGAAGCCCCCUCCUGGUGAAAAGCCAUCUGUGUUCCAUACUCUCUGUCGAGUUGGCUCAGGUUAUACCAUGAAAGAACUGUAUGAUCUGGGUUUGAAAUUGGCCAACCAUUGGAAGCCUUUUCAUAAAAAAGCUCCACCAAGUAACGUUUUAUGUGGAACAGAGAAGCCAGAAGUUUACAUUGAACCUUGUAAUUCUGUCAUUGUUCAGAUUAAGGCAACAGAGAUUGUUCUCAGUGACAUGUAUAAAACUGCUUGCACGUUGCGUUUUCCACGAAUUGAAAAGAUAAGGGAUGACAAAGAAUGGCAUGAAUGCAUGACUCUGGAUGACUUGGAACAACUUAGGGGGAAAGCAUCUGGAAAGCUUGCAUCUAAACACCUUUAUGUAGGUGGUGAUGAAGAGCCACAGAAGAAAAAGCGGAAACCUGCCCCAAAGAAAGUGAUUGGAAUUAUUGAACACUUAAAAGCGCCUAACCUGUCUAACAUAAAUAAAGUUUCUAAUAUAUUUGAAGAUGUAGAGUUUUGUGUUAUGAGUGGAACAGACGGCCAUCCAAAACCUGACCUGGAGAACAGAAUUGCAGAAUUUGGUGGUUAUAUAGUACAAAAUCCAGGUCCAGACACGUACUGUGUAAUUGCAGGAGCUGAGAACAUCAGAGUGAAAAACAUAAUUACUUCCAAUAAGCAUGAUGUUGUCAAGCCUGCAUGGCUUUUAGAGUGUUUUAAGACCAAAAGCUUUGUGCCAUGGCAGCCACACUUCAUGAUUCAUAUGUGUCCAUCAACAAAAGAACAUUUUGCUCGUGAAUAUGAUUGCUAUGGUGAUAGUUAUUUUGUUGAUACAGACUUGGACCAACUCAAGGAGGUAUUCUCAGGAAUUAAAAAUUCUAAUGAACAGACUCCUGAAGAAAUGGCCUCUGUGAUUGCUGAUUUAGAAUAUCGUUAUUCCUGGGACCACCUUCCUCUUAGUAUGUUUCGAAACCACACCAUUUAUUUGGACUUGUAUACUGUUGUUAGUGACUUGAGUACCAAAAUUGAGGGAACAAGACUAGCUAUUAAAGCCUUGGAGCUUCGAUUUUAUGGAGCAAAAGUAGUUUCUUAUUUAGCUGAGGGAGUGUCUCAUGUAAUCAUUGGGGAGGAUCACAGUCGUGUUGCACAUUUUAAAGCUUUCAGGAGAACUCUUAAGAAAAAGUUUAAAAUCCUACAAGAAGGUUGGGUAACUGAUUCGAUAGACAAGUGUGAAUUACAGGAAGAAAAUCAGUAUUUGAUUUAAAGCUAGCUUUCCUAGUGAGGAAAGGCUCUGAUUUGGAGACUUUGCAACAGAUGGUAAUGAGGAAAUAUUAAACUGUUUAAUUUUUGUCUCUUAAAAAGUAUUAUUAGAUAUAGGAAAACAAUAACUUUAACUUUUGAGAUUGGGAAGACAGUAAAUGACCAAAAGCCAAGAAAGAAGUUCUUAGUAGUAUAAUAAUAUGAUUUUUAUAACCAAUAGGAAAUAAUUAAACAGUUUAAAGAAAUGUUUAAUAUCC
This is a messenger RNA of Cynocephalus volans (Philippine flying lemur), 3324 nucleotides long. RefSeq names its product DNA ligase 4 (gene LIG4). The transcript is spliced from 4 exons. Gene Ontology annotation, molecular function: DNA binding; DNA ligase (ATP) activity; ATP binding. Gene Ontology annotation, biological process: double-strand break repair via nonhomologous end joining; DNA biosynthetic process; immunoglobulin V(D)J recombination. Bases 342 to 3071 code for a protein of 909 amino acids. Gene Ontology annotation, cellular component: DNA-dependent protein kinase-DNA ligase 4 complex; DNA ligase IV complex. The record is from RefSeq and is a predicted model, not a curated record. NCBI's taxonomy places the organism in Eukaryota, Metazoa, Chordata, Mammalia, Dermoptera, Cynocephalidae.